Histoplasma capsulatum G186AR is the source of this 1548-nucleotide messenger RNA. RefSeq lists its product as uncharacterized. The record is from RefSeq and is a predicted model, not a curated record. Lineage: Eukaryota; Fungi; Ascomycota; Eurotiomycetes; Onygenales; Ajellomycetaceae. The transcript has 2 exons. Gene Ontology annotation, molecular function: LPPG:FO 2-phospho-L-lactate transferase activity. The coding region runs from base 1 to 1548 and encodes 515 amino acids.
AUGGUCACACCCAGGGGAAUCGUUGUAUUUUCUGGCGGAAGCGCAGCGAAUAGCCUUGUAGAUGUAUUCGGUGCGGUCCGCCAAAGCAAGGAGUGUCCUCUCAGCUAUAUAAUUCCCAUUAGUGAUAAUGGCGGUUCUUCUUCCGAGUUGAUUCGGGUGUUUGGUGGGCCUGGAAUUGGUGAUGUACGGAGUAGGCUCGUCCGUCUGAUUCCUGAAUGCCCUCCACACUCUGAGCGGGCAGCGCUUAAAACGUUCUUCAACCAUCGUUUAGCCCCAUCAGCGAGCACAGCGCAUGCUGAAUGGUAUUCCAUAGUCGAGGGGACGUCGCCCUUGUGGGAAGCUAUAUCCCCGGCAAAGAGGGAACUGAUCCGCUCCUUUUUGAAUCUCCUCAACCUGGAAAUCCUUAAGCGUGCAAGACCGCCGUCUUCAACAUUUGACUUCACCUCUGCUAGUGUAGGCAAUCUGUUUUUGACAGGCGCACGCCUCUUCAGUGGCAGUCUCGAGAGUGCCAUAUACCUGCUGGGCAGCAUCUGCUCAGUCCCCACAGACGAUGUCCGUGUAAUCCCCGCUAUAAACUCCACGUUUUCCCACCACAUAUCGGCCUCUCUAGUUGAUGGCUCAGUCAUCGUCGGCCAGAACAGCAUUUCCCAUCCAAGUGAAGCAACAGCUAUCCAGCCAAUCCCAUCACUCAGAAGGCCCAGCCUCCUCCUUGCCGAUGGCGACGACGCUUGCUCUGAUUCUGAUGACCUCCCAUACAAUGAAAGCCACCUCCCAGGCUCUCUUCCAACACUGCGCAACAAGAACGUAACCUUCAGCAAAACCGGGACAGAAGAUCUCCCCUGCCGCAUCUCUCGGCUUUGGUACAUAAACCCCUAUGGUCAAGAGAUCAGACCCCCAGCCAACCCCCGUGUUCUAGAUGCGUUGUAUUCAUCACAGGCCAUAAUAUACAGUAUCGGCUCACUCUACACGUCUAUAAUACCUUGCAUAAUCCUCAAGGGUGUGGGAAAAGCUAUUUAUAACAGCGGUGCCCGGCAGAAGAUCCUGAUAUUGAACGGGUCCAUAGACCGCGAGACAGGGCCGGCAAGACAGCCCUUCACCGCAGCAGAUUUUAUCGAAGCCAUUGUCCGUGCUGGCGAGGAAAGUCGGGGCCUCAAGUACCAUCAUUUAACACGUUUGAACGAAGAUAAAACGUCUGAGAGUUCCACGGAAACCCGGCCAGCUGUUUCGCUGCCGUAUACGUCAUACGUUACUCACAUCUUGCAUCUGGAGGGCCCUGGAACGCCACCUGUAGACCGCGAACGUUUGGCUGGGAUGGGGAUUGAAUGUGUGCGAUUGUAUGGGAGGAAGGUGGAGAAUGAAUCGGGUGUGGUGGUUGGGAUGCGGUAUGACCCAACGGCACUUACACAGGCGUUGGAAGUUGUGCUGGGUAAAAAAGGCGAUGCGAUUGUUAGAGGCGGGCUAGCCGCGGCGAGGAGUAGGCGGAAUACAUUGGAGCCAUUGGGAGGGGUCGGCAGCGUUGGGCCUAAGGGAAGCAGUGGCGCUUUGUAA